This is a messenger RNA of Trypanosoma cruzi, 456 nucleotides long. RefSeq lists its product as uncharacterized. Lineage: Eukaryota; Euglenozoa; Kinetoplastea; Trypanosomatida; Trypanosomatidae. The coding region runs from base 1 to 456 and encodes 151 amino acids. The record is from RefSeq and is a predicted model, not a curated record. The transcript has a single exon.
AUGAUGGCCCCGAAUGCAUCCAAGAAGAGGCCUUCCUUUGCCAACGGUCCGAGAAUAUUAGUGGCGUCGAAUGCAUCCGGGAUCAUGUCUGUCACUUGUGGCGGCAGGGAACACGUUGCUGCGGAUAACACGGACGAGGUGAGUGAGCCCGGCGCCACUGGACACAAAUCUCUCUUUUUAGAAAACGGCGUUGCAGGCAGUGGAUUUGUUGCUGAGGGUGAUGCGGACGGAUUGACCCAACGCAAUGCCUCUGGACACGAGUACAAACCCCAAUUACGAGAAUUCACCGCGCAGUAUUCUGUCAGCGGUGUGAGUCUACAGGACGACUGCUUUGCCCUGUGCAACGACGCGAAAUUGACACUGCGAGAGUUAACUGUUGACGGCACUGUGCGUGUGUGCGUGUAUUGGGUGUUGCUGCUUCUUCUGGGAUUGUGUGGGGUUGUGACGGCAGUCUGA